Messenger RNA from Ochotona curzoniae (black-lipped pika), 3157 nucleotides. It is a transcript of the gene PNISR, whose product is annotated as PNN interacting serine and arginine rich protein. Gene Ontology annotation, molecular function: RNA binding. The transcript has 10 exons. Gene Ontology annotation, cellular component: presynaptic active zone; nuclear speck. The record is from RefSeq and is a predicted model, not a curated record. Bases 215 to 1345 code for a protein of 376 amino acids. NCBI's taxonomy places the organism in Eukaryota, Metazoa, Chordata, Mammalia, Lagomorpha, Ochotonidae.
AGCCAGGCGCCAUCUUGUCUUGUUCGUGAAGUAGAAGCAUCAAAAGGGUUGGAGAGAUAUUACAGGAACGGUUAGAGAAAGGCGUGUUCCGGCAGCGGAGUGGGAUAUAAAUAUUCCUGCUGCUAUGCUUCCACGCUGUGAUCUGAAUCAACCUAAGUUUUAAUCAGAAGGUCAUCCUCUGAGAUAAAGAAUCAAGUAUAUUUUAGGAGAAAAGAUGUGGGAUCAAGGAGGACAGCCUUGGCAACAGUGGCCCUUGAAUCAGCAGCAAUGGAUGCAGUCAUUUCAGCACCAGCAGGAUCCAAGUCAGAUUGACUGGGCUGCAUUGGCUCAAGCUUGGAUUGCUCAAAGAGAAGCUUCGGGACAGCAAAGCAUGGUAGAGCAACCACCAGGAAUGAUGCCAAAUGGACAAGACAUGUCUACAAUGGAAUCUGGUCCUAACAAUCAUGGAAAUUUUCAAGGGGAUUCAAACUUUAACAGGAUGUGGCAACCAGAAUGGGGAAUGCACCAGCAGCCCCCACACCCCCCUCCAGAUCAGCCAUGGAUGCCACCAACACCAGGCCCAAUGGACAUUGUUCCUCCUUCUGAAGACAGCAACAGUCAGGACAGUGGGGAAUUUGCCCCUGACAACAGGCAUAUAUUUAACCAGAACAAUCACAACUUUGGUGGACCACCCGAUAAUUUUGCAGUGGGGCCAGUGAACCAGUUUGACUAUCAGCAUGGGGCUGCUUUUGGUCCACCGCAAGGUGGAUUUCAUCCUCCUUAUUGGCAACCAGGACCUCCAGGACCUCCUGCACCUCCUCAGAAUCGAAGAGAAAGGCCAUCAUCGUUCAGGGAUCGGCAGCGUUCGCCUAUUACACUCCCUGUGAAACAGGAGCCUCCGCAAAUUGAUGCAGUAAAACGCAGGACUCUUCCAGCUUGGAUUCGUGAAGGUCUUGAAAAAAUGGAACGUGAAAAGCAGAAGAAGUUAGAAAAAGAAAGAAUGGAACAGCAACGUUCACAGUUGUCCAAAAAAGAAAAGAAGACCACAGAAGAUGCUGAAGGAGGAGAUGGGCCUCGUUUACCGCAGAGAAGUAAAUUUGAUAGUGAUGAUGAAGAUGAAGACACUGAAAACCUUGAGGCUGCCAGCAGUGGAAAAGCCACAAGAAGUCCAUCUCCAGUCCCUCAGGAAGAGCAAAGUGAGCCAGAGAUGACUGAAGAAGAGAAGGAAUAUCAAAUGAUGUUGUUGACAAAAAUGCUAUUGACUGAAAUUCUAUUGGAUGUCACAGAUGAAGAAAUUUAUUACAUAGCCAAAGAUGCACACCGAAAAGCAACGAAAGAUACCAUGGUAUUGGUGUAUGACUUCUGAUAUAACUUUUUCUGACUAGUGAAUUUUGAAUUACAAACCUUCAGAAUUUUCAGUGUAUCAGUUAUAAUUCUUUCACAAACAAGUGAUUGUUUUCUCCCCCAUAUUUUUAGUAACACUUUAAAAAUAUAUGGAAAACAAAAAUUACAUGCCGUAUUUCAGAAACAUGAAUACAGAUAUAGUGGUCAACAUUUUUUAUCGUUUUAAACCAUUUUCAAGUCACAUCAGAAUUAGAUUUCAAAGCCAGACGUGCUACUGGUUUGAAGUGAAUGCUAUGCUUUUAAUGUUUCUUUUCUCCCCAAAAAGCAGCACUAGUAGUAGAUUUAACAAUACCAUAGACUCAGGACUAUGAAAUCGUGGCUAUUUGUGUUAACAUGUUGUUCCUGUUGUUGAUGUGAUACAAAGCUCCUGCAAAACAGCUGGCACAGUCCAGUGCACUGGCUUCCCUCACUGGACUCGGUAAGUGUUCUCAUUAUUUAUGAGAGGGCCUAAAGGGAAAGUCACACUUACAUUGUCUCUCUCCAUGUUGUGUUUUAAAACUGUACUAUUUUUACUCAGUUUAUAAAUCUAGGUCUCAGGGUUAUAACAGCAGUCUAUUAAAAAAAUUUUUUUUUUUUUAACUAAGACAUUCACCAUUGGGAAUAUUUAAAUGUGAUAGCUAAUUCAUAGUUAUUGGGGCAAAUUGUAAUGUGGAUUUCCUCAUCAGUUGCUCCAAUGCAUGCAUUUUGUAGAUAUUAAAUUAUAUGUUAUAUAUAUAUAUAUCUAUCUAUAGAUAUAUGCCAUAUCUAUAUAUAGAUGUGUGUAUAUAUAUGUAUAUAUGAUAUGUGCCUUAAUAGCUCAGAUUUAGCCCAGAUAAUAUCUAAAUUCACUUUCAGAAUUGAUGCGUACAUGCCUUAGGGAAAAAUCUGUUCAUUAAUGCUUUGAACAGCUGUUACGGAGAUUGUGUUGCAGCAAGUCAGGUUUUAACAGUAGAGAUAUAUUCGUAAUUUGCUACUUGCAUGUAUAUUACCAAGGCUCUAAAAGUUUAAAUUUGCCUUUUCCACAUCUCCCCUUCAACUUAGUUUAGUGAGGAUUAAGAAGAUGGGUUGAAUCACUUGCCCAUGCAGUUUUGUUAUGGUUGCUAUUUAGAUUGCUUCAGGGUGGGGAGUAGUUUGAAUACCAUUUCUGGUAGGAAGGGUUACAGUAUUAUGAUUUUCUUGUUUUAAAGAGAAAAAAUAGUGUACUACCUGGGGUUCUUACACUUUGAACAAUGAGAGAGAAGUUCAGAAAUAUUUUCAAGAGUCAUCAUCAUAAAUUUUGUAAAUGUGGUUGAAUUAAACUUUAGUGAGGCAUUGUUACUGCCUUGUUAAAUAAAUGGUUUUGUUCUUAGCAUGGAUGGCAAAGCAGAGUCAUUAUCAUGAUUCAUUUAUGAUGAGCAAUGUAUAAAAUAUUCCAGAAAGAUCAAAAUGCAGAGUAGCCACUGCCUGAGGCUUCAGUGACCUCCUUGAUUUUUAAAAUUUAUACUUCUCCCCACCCCGAAUAAGCAAAACUUCUUCCAGGAAAAGGCAAUGGAAAAAGAAAUGAAUUUUUUCUUCUCGGGCCUUAAAAUUUUUUGAAUGGAGAUUAUAAUUUUUUCAUAUGAUAGACUGAGCUUUAUGCACACAGGUGGACUGGGUGGCUAUGGAUCAGGAGACAGUGAAGAGGAGAGGAGUGACAGAGGCUCUGAGUCAUCUGAUACUGACGACGAGGAGUUACGGCACCGAAUCCGGCAAAAACAGGAAGCUUUUUGGAGAAAAGAAAAAGAACAACAGCUAUUACAUGACAAACAAAUGGAAG